UUUACCACCGCCUUUGACCGCUCGACCUGCGCUACCUGUCAACACAACGCGCUCCUUCCUCAAAGAUAAUGACUUUUCUGAAUGUUUUAUUUUGUUUCCUCCUCCAGCAGAGCAGCAGCUGUUUCACCGGAGCUGAAGAGCUUGUAAAAAUGACGGAACACUAAUUACCUCUGUGGAAAGAAAAAAAAAAAAGUCGAGUUUGACGAACGAAAGUCCGGCACAGUUUGUCCCUGUUAUCAUCUGCAGCAGCAGCAGCAGCAGCAGCAGCAGCAGCAGCCGGGACUGUGGGAAUGACAUUUGUUGUCACUAACAGGAUGGAGUGUCUGUUCCAGCGAUGCCACAAAGAGGCUGCCCUCCACUCUGUCUGUCGCUCGGUGCUGCCCGUGUCAUGUGUGCUCCUGGUCCUCUGCGUGUCCAUGUAUCCUGCCCUGUGGUCCAUCGGGGUUCAGCUUCGAUCGGCCUUCACAGGGAGCUACAUACCAGGCCACCACUCUGUCCUCCUGGUCAACAGUCCCACCGAGCAGGCAGCCAGGGACAUUGGCAGGGCGAUCAUGGAGAGGCGGCUGGCAGCCAGCGUUAACAUUCUCGCCAGGACCUCCACAAUGUACUAUUGGAAAGGCGAAAUCCAGGAUGCAAGUGAAAUUCUGAUGCUGGUGAAAACAAAGACCUCCAGGAUCCAGCAAGUCAUAGAGUAUGUGAGAAUCAAAGUGAAGUGCGCCGACCGUCAUGAAUCGUUGCAGAAGAUUGCCGUCUUUGAGAUGAGGACGUCUGAAGUGGAGGAGUCGUCUGAACGGCGUGUCGCUCCGUCUGCGAGGUCUGUCCACCCCUACGCAAACCCAGAAGUCCUCAGCUUCCCGGUGGAGGACGGCAAUCUGGCCUACAUGAAGUGGAUGGAUGAAGCCAUUCCAGACGACUGAUCCGCACCAUUAAAAUCAAAGCCAACGUCUGCAAGGACUGCAGCCCAACAAGGACGCCGAGCCGUGCACUCCAGCUGCUUUUUCACAGGGCUUUGGAUCGCAGGGUUCGGAACAAAAGUUCAAUACAUGACAUUUCUACAAUUGUGUCGCUCUGACCUUUACACUGAUGAAGUGUGGGGAUUUUAUUUUAGUCCUUUAAAGAGCUUUAUAUCACAGCCAUAGAUUGGCUUGUGGGUGGAUUAGCAUUGCGUAACAUGACAUCUUAAAUUAAAUAUAACCUGGUCAGUGGUCAGUUUUAAGUCACUGCACAAAAUGUUAAGCUGUAGGUAAUCAGAACAGAACAUCUGCUUUGGGCUCUGAUCUUCUAAAUUAACUCUAACUUAUAAAAUUGACUCAACGCGUCAUAAACUGACCACAGAUAAUCGAUCGUGGCCGGAGACAUACCUGCCAACACGCUAUUUUUAACCCUUUCUCUCCUGCCCUGCUCCCAGUUGGCUUUUUUUUUUAAUCAUAGUGAUGUAGAUGUUUCUCAGUUUCUGUGGGGGAUAUAUGUCAGUACCUGGCAACCCAACCCAGACGCAAAGUUAUGCAUUCCCUCGGUGCUUGCCCCAGCCAGUCUGCUGCUGAGAGUGGACGAAACAGGUCCCAAGUAGAAGAAAUGCACUUCCAAAUUUUGUGAGACUUUCCAGUUUUUUGUUUUGUAAAUUUAAGAUGGUGACUUUUGAUCACACCUUUUUGUACAUUUUGUAAGUUUGUAAAAAAAAAAUAAUAUAUAUAUAUAUUUUUCAAGUCAAGGAGCCAUUUGUCAGUACCCUAGAACAUCUCCCUUGCGGGUCCAUCUUCCAACACAGCCCUUGAUUUUUUUUUUUAUCUUAACGCCUGUAAAGUUUCACGGCUGUGUUGACACAACUUAUCCACAGGCAGAUUGAUAGACACAUAAACUCCGGGCUAAGUACUCAAACCUGUGGCAGUUCCUUCUACAGAAGAUUUCUCUAGAACCACAUUUUUGUCACGCCCUCACAGGACAAAUCAUGGGUGGAGGAAUCACCUCUCUGACUCAUGUAUUCUUUACCUACACCUCAUUUUGCAGUAUUUCUUGCGCAGCUCCUGUGUAGAUAACGCUCUCCUUCAACGGCAGUGAUUUGCAUCUGAUGGCACGUGCUCUCCAGUUCGGCUUUUUCCAAUGAAAUAAUUUAAGAUUACGUAAUUCUAGUAGGCAGUCGUUUCCCUAAAUGUUUCCCUGUCUGUUACUGAGCAACACACUGCCUGCACUGUAACAUUAUUUUACUGUAUUUUGCGUUAUGAAUUUAAAAGAUUAUUUGAAUGUUUUCAAAAACACCAAAGAGAAAAAUGAGAAACGUGAUCAGCGACACUUGGAAGAAACAGGACAUCAAGGCGAUCGACGUACCUGCAGAUCAAUAUGUUAUUGAUCCGUCCGGCUUCAGUAGAUUUCCAUUAUUGUUGCAAAAGACGCUCUUAGCGACACACAGCUGAUUACCUUGUGUAUGAACAAGAGGGAGAGGCAUCGCUCUGCUUAAGCUCAGCUAACUAAUAAAACAUUUACUUCCAUCUUGUAUAACCUGAAGCAAAGCUACGGAGAACUACUGAGGAUAAAUCAGCAAACAAACACAGAACAAAACUCUGAAGCAUUGUACAUCUUGACCCGCUUUCUCUCUUGUAUUCCUAAUGACUUAAAUAUAAAAAAUGUUUUGAUUGUUUUUGUUUGAAUGUCGGAGAACUGAUGCUGAUCAGAGCAGCUCUCCCACCUGGAUAACACCUCCUUGAUCUCCACAGGAGUCGGACUUUAAUUGAAUAAGAAGAAAACAAACUCAUUCUGUUAAUCAGCUCUUGAGAGCACCACGGGUCAGAGUCUCUGGAUUGUUUGCAAUUUUUAUUUUUUUUGCAAUGGGAGAUCCGGUACACGGCUGCAGAGGCAGACUGCGUGAGCUCUGCUGCAUGUAGAUUCUCUGUUAAUUACAUUUCAAAAGGAAACAAAUCUGCCAGUCGCACCGUGCCACGGCUGAGGUUGUGCAGGUCGGUCAUGCGUGCUUUACCUCGUUAAAACAAAAACACACACUGAGCCUCAGUCUGCGGAAAACGUUUCCGGGCACGAGGCCCCUAACAAAGGAAACUGCAGACGUGGUUCAGCCGGGUGUCGUGUCUGUGGAGCCAAAAUAAUCCUCCACACCAGGUCAGGAGAUCAGACCGUUUAGUGGCAGUGAGUGUGUGUUUUUGCAUUUUUCUAUGUGUGUGUGUGUGGUCCUCGCAUCAGUUUGUACAAGCCAUGUUUGAAUAUGACACACAAACUUAAAGGCACGUGUGAGGAAUCGACACUGUAUGAAAUAAAAACUGCAAUUCAUCAUUGCAAAGAAAUGAA
Messenger RNA from Acanthopagrus latus (yellowfin seabream), 3294 nucleotides. RefSeq names its product protein CutA homolog. Lineage: Eukaryota; Metazoa; Chordata; Actinopteri; Spariformes; Sparidae. The record is from RefSeq and is a predicted model, not a curated record. Gene Ontology annotation, biological process: response to metal ion. Bases 291 to 917 code for a protein of 208 amino acids. The transcript has 7 exons. Gene Ontology annotation, molecular function: copper ion binding.